AUGGUCGAAGAUGAAACUGAUCUCCUUCACGGUAACACAAUGAACAUGCCCAUAACCCCUUACUGUAGUAGAGCAUUAACCCUAGAUCCCUUGGAAGGGUUUACCCCGGAGGAGCUAGAGAUAACAGCCAAGGUCAUGCGGGCUAUGUCUAAGAAAAGAAAGGAAGCCGAGUUAGCGGCAGGGGGAAUGCGGGAUGAGGUACCGACAAAGCCUCUGAUAGUGAACUUGGAGACUUCGGAUUGGUUCUCCAAUUUAGAGCCGGGAUCAAUUGACUGCUUUGAGACCCUGGUGGAGUUGUUCACAUGUCAAUACAUAAGUAAUAGUGCAAGACAAAGGACAUCUGGCGAGCUCAUGGCUAUUCAGCAACGAAAGGAUGAGUCGCUCAGAGAUUUCAUUAGACGCUUCAACAACGAGGCUAACACUAUACCAAAAUUGCAGCAAGAAAUUACCGUGAUGGCAUUGAUGAAUGGGCUAGGUGACAACGACUUCAAAAAAUAUAUGUCGCGGAAGCCUUUCCCAAACUUAGGGGUACCAUUUUCCAAAGCUCAUGAAUACAUAAAAAGUGAAGAGCUGUUGAAAACGAGCCGUCAGAUAUCGUCGGCAGAGCCCUCCAGAAGGCAAAGUGAUAAUAGCAUGAAUUCUCAGAUGGGUGGGGUAAGCAGGCCGCUGCCGCAAGGCCAGCAGAGAUCCGGAAGGCCGACAAGGGGAUUGGGUGGUUAUAGUAGUUACACGCAGUUAAACACCCCGAGAGCGGCAAUAUAUUCAGUAAACCAGAAUAGAAAAGAUUGGAGUCGACCGGCACCGAUGAUAACGAAGGGCCGGGACGUGAAGAAAUAUUGCAUGUUUCAUAGAGAUGUUGGUCAUUACACUGAAGAAUGUGUUCAGUUAAAAGAGAACAUUGAAGAUCUCAUAAGGAAGGGGCGAUUAUCCCAGUAUCGUACCCAGGCAUGUCCCAACCGAUAG
Chenopodium quinoa (quinoa) is the source of this 963-nucleotide messenger RNA. RefSeq lists its product as uncharacterized. Bases 1 to 963 code for a protein of 320 amino acids. The transcript has 2 exons. Lineage: Eukaryota; Viridiplantae; Streptophyta; Magnoliopsida; Caryophyllales; Amaranthaceae. The record is from RefSeq and is a predicted model, not a curated record.